Gastrolobium bilobum is the source of this 909-nucleotide messenger RNA. RefSeq lists its product as uncharacterized. The transcript is spliced from 2 exons. The coding region runs from base 30 to 572 and encodes 180 amino acids. The record is from RefSeq and is a predicted model, not a curated record. Lineage: Eukaryota; Viridiplantae; Streptophyta; Magnoliopsida; Fabales; Fabaceae.
GUCUUCAUGACAGCAAAAUCCAGGAACAGAUGAAGGUGGUAAUACCAACUGGCAACCAUGGUUUGCCAAAUGUUGAAAGCCGGGGUCCUUCAUCAUUACUUGAUCGAUUGAGGCAUGGUGGAGGCUGUGACUGUGGUGGCUGGGACAUGGCCUGUCCCCUUAUUCUUUUAGGCAAUCCUAGUAUUCAGUUUGCUGAAGACCGGUCACUUAUGGAGGAAUAUCAACCACUGGAACUUUUCGUUCAGGGAGCAAAAGAAAAUAGUCCUACCUUCAGCAUGACAAUGGUUGAAGAGGGGCAAUAUGCUGUUGAUUUUCAUGCACAGUUAUCAACAUUACAAGCAUUCUCCAUCUGUGUUGCUAUUUUGCAUGGCACUUCUGCCUCCAGCAGUGCAGGGCACGAGAAAAACCAACAGUUAUCUCAAUGCAGUUCAUUGAAAAUGCUUCUUGGGGAGGAAGUAGAUUUUUUCAUCAAAUCGGUCACAACCGACAAGAAGACUGUAUGCAAGACUCAGAAAGGAAUUCCUAGAUCCUAUGUGCUUAACCCACCUUUUUCUCCUAUUGCACGAGUAUAAAGUUAAGACUUAAUCAGCCCAGCUAGAAGAUGGAGCUGUAGUGAUUAAAUGGAAAAUAUAUCUAAGUCUCUCUUAUCUUUGUAUCAGUAUCAGCUUUAAUAGUGGAGGGUGGGAUUCGCAUCAAUAAGAAAUUUUGUUGCUAGACACAAUGCCCUGCUUACUGAAGCUGUAAAACACCCUCAAAAUCCCUAGAUAAAAUGUAAAUGGCUGCUUCUAAAGCUGAUAGGGAUAGCUAGCACAUUAGAGGUAUCAGAAUAAUUCUUUGUAGUAAGUUCUUUUAUUCCAGUUACUGAAAGUACAUGGGAUGGGAUAGAAACCGAAAAUUGUUCAUAUUGUA